AUGUCCGACCGUAAAGUGAAAGUGAGGGAGAUUGCUGACAUUCUAAAGAUAUUAGCAGGCAGUGUGCACACCAUAAUAUACGAACAUUUGGGUAUGAAAAUGGUGUUUUCCAAAUGGGUGCCGCGUUUGCUCACACCGGAGCAAAAACAACAACGAAUCGAUGAUUCAAAGAGCUGUUUGGACAUGUUUACGCGCAAUAAGUCGGAGUUUUUGCAUCGGUACAUCACAACGGAUGAAACGUGGAUCGACCAUUUCACUCCAGAGUCAAAUCGGCAGUCUGCUGAGUGGCAUGCAGCCGGUGAAAGCCGCCCAAAGCGACCAAAGACGCAGCAGUCGGCUGGCAAGAUUAUGGCGUCUGUAUUUUGGGAUGCGCAUGGAAUAAUAUUCAUCGACUAUCUCCAGAAGGGGCAGACCAUCAACAGCGACUAUUAUAUAGCGUUAUUGGAUCGUUUGAAAGACGAAAUCGCAAAGAAACGGCCUCAUAUGGCGAGUCACAAAUCAAAGAAAACGAUGGCAAAAGUGGACGAAUUGGGCUUCGAAUUGCUUCCCCAUCCACCGUAUUCUCCAGAUUUGGCCCCCAGCGACUACUGGCUCUUCGCAGACCUCAAAAAGAUGCUCCGUGGUAAGAGAUUUGGCUCAAAUGAUGAAGUAAUCGCCGAAACUGAGGCUUAUUUUGAAGGCAAAGAAAAAUCGUUUUACAAAGGCGGUAUCGAAAGAUUGGAAAAGCGUUGGAAUGAUUUUCGUCUUAUGGUUAUAUAG
This is a messenger RNA of Anastrepha obliqua, 759 nucleotides long. Its product is annotated as histone-lysine N-methyltransferase SETMAR-like. Gene Ontology annotation, molecular function: nucleic acid binding. NCBI's taxonomy places the organism in Eukaryota, Metazoa, Arthropoda, Insecta, Diptera, Tephritidae. The transcript is spliced from 2 exons. The record is from RefSeq and is a predicted model, not a curated record. The coding region runs from base 1 to 759 and encodes 252 amino acids.